AAAAUCGCGUAAACCAAGUAAAUCGCGACGAUUGCUGAUCAAUGUUCGUUCAAUAACAACCCAUUAUUAUUGUACGGUACAAAUUGUCCCACUCGGUGCUGCACGGUGGCCAUCGAAUCGUUUAGUGUUUCCCUUAACCAGGCGCAAUGAGUCCGCUAAUGUCGAAGGCACUGGCUUUGCACCAAUUCCGACCGGUCGCGUUCAACUUGGUGGUGCGCCUGUUUUCCGUUUCGGUACACCACAACACACGAUUGGCCGAAGUGGGCCGGCUCGAGCUACCGAAGGCGCAGGGCAAAUACGAGACCGGGCAGCUGUUUUUGCACCGUGUCUUUGGCUACCGUGGUGUGAUAUUGUUUCCCUGGCUCGCGCGCGUUUACGACCGCGAUCUGCCGAACCCGGCAAAAACCCAUCAGCUGGAGAGCGGUGGUGGUGGUACGGCGUCAUCGGCGAACGGGGGCUCUGGCCCAAGCGCGGCCAGCAGCGGGAAGGAAGUGCAGAAGAAGACGCACACAUUCUACCAGGUGCUCAUCGAUCAGCGCGAUUGUCCGUACAUACGGGCCCAAACGGAGGCCGUCACGUUCCUCGGCAACCAGGAAUCGAGCCGCAGUCUGUACGCCAUCCCGGGGCUGGACUAUGUGGCCCACGAGGACAUCCUGCCGUACAGCUCGGGCGAACAGCAUCCGCUGCAGCACGAGCUGUUUGACAAGUUUCUGGCCCACCAGCCCGACAAGGAUCCACCGUUUGCGGCGCAGGAAACGUUGCGGGCAUGGCAAAAGAAAAAUCACCCCUGGUUGGAGCUCUCGGAUGUGCACAAGGAAACGACCGAGGGAAUCCGGGUGACCGUGAUACCCUUCUACAUGGGAUGCCGAGAAACGCCGGCGGCAUCGGUCUACUGGUGGCGCUACUGCAUCCGGUUGGAGAACUUGGGCGAACUGAGUGUGCAGCUGCGCGAACGCCACUGGAGGAUAUUUUCGCUCUCGGGCACACUGGAAACGGUACGCGGCCGCGGUGUGGUCGGCCAGGAACCGGUGCUGAGCCCGCGUCUGCCAGCGUUCCAGUACAGCUCGCACGUGAGCCUUCAAGCACCGAGCGGCCACAUGUGGGGCACGUUUCGUAUGGAGCGCGAGGAUGGCCAUAUGUUCGAUUGCCGCAUACCGCCGUUCUCGCUCGAAAGCAAACCGGACGAUAACAGUGGCAACGGGGCGGACGAAACCCAAAGUGCCAAUCUGGCCGCCGACGGUGACGUGACCGGCACCACCGAAACGCCUAACGAACCAACGAGCCCGCCGUCGACGACAUCGUCAAAACCAAAUACGAAAAACAACAAAAACGAUGGCGACGAAAGCGGCUGAGGUGCGGGUUCGGGAACGCGACGCGCCGUCCACUGUGUUUACGGGAAAAAAAGUUAUCCAACUGUAGGGCCAUAGAGAGAGGGAACCCGCGCAAGUAGCUCAAGCAGAAUAACACUCAUGUAAAUAAUCUUCUAUCGUUAAUCUGUAUUGAACAUCCGAGGAUAAUACAAUCGCAACAAAGCAUGGACC
This is a messenger RNA of Anopheles cruzii, 1541 nucleotides long. RefSeq names its product polymerase delta-interacting protein 2 (gene POLDIP2). NCBI's taxonomy places the organism in Eukaryota, Metazoa, Arthropoda, Insecta, Diptera, Culicidae. The transcript has 3 exons. The record is from RefSeq and is a predicted model, not a curated record. Gene Ontology annotation, cellular component: nucleus; mitochondrial nucleoid. Bases 147 to 1352 code for a protein of 401 amino acids. Gene Ontology annotation, molecular function: DNA binding. Gene Ontology annotation, biological process: error-free translesion synthesis.